This is a messenger RNA of Nematocida parisii ERTm1, 1852 nucleotides long. RefSeq lists its product as uncharacterized. Bases 1 to 1638 code for a protein of 545 amino acids. Gene Ontology annotation, molecular function: protein binding. Gene Ontology annotation, cellular component: cytoplasm; nucleus. The record is from RefSeq and is a predicted model, not a curated record. The transcript has a single exon. NCBI's taxonomy places the organism in Eukaryota, Fungi, Microsporidia.
AUGCAAAUUUUUAUGGUUCUGCAGCACAUAAAGAGCAUGUUUGGUAUUGAAAGAGUUGAAGUAUCUGGCAACUUAUACUGUAAUAAAGCACUAAAACUGUCAGAUGCAAGUAUAAACAUAGUAAAUGAAAAGAACUUGGAAAUAGUUGGGGGAGAUAAAAGAUUAGAUUUUUUGUUAGAGGAUAUUUCCUAUAUAGACUUUCAUAAAACAGAAAGCCAGGAGCUGUCUGUGUAUUUCUUUGUUAAAGAAGACAAAUGGACAUUUGUAUUUAGAAAAAACCUGCCAAGAACGAUUGUUCAGUUUUAUGGAAAGCUAGUUUGUGUUCAAUCUAAGAUAAAUGGCUGGGAGGUGCUUUAUACAAACGACUGUGUUAGUCUUAAGCAGUAUAAUCAGAUAACAGAGCAGUAUGAUUUAUUAGAUGGGUCUGUGAGUGUUAGACUGCUAAAGAUAAAAAACAGCACUGUCCUUCGUGUAUAUAAAGAAUACAAUAUAAUUAGAAAAGGCGACUUAAUUCAGAGCUAUUCAGACUUCUAUGUAGACCAAGAGACGCACAGCUUCUCAUGGAGUACUUCUAAUGGAAGUAAUGAAAUGGAGGUGUACAGGCUGAUCUUUCCUAGUCUUCCGACCUUAUUUGCUUUUGUUUCCUCUUUUGUUAGUGCAAACUCACCCGAAGAGGUUAGCUAUUUAGAGAAAAUGGAAAUAGAUAAUUACCAGGAAGACAUGGAUAGCAGUGAAGAAGAGAGUGAGGAGGAAGAGGACAGUGAAUCUUCUGAUACAAAAAUCAUGUUGGAACGGAAAAAGACAAGUAAAAAGAAGUAUGCGCAGGCAGCAGGAAAUAUAUUUGGUGGGCGCGACAAGGAGAGAAAUCGUGCGCUUGCAGUGAAUGAAGCCAAUACUUUUGUUUCCAGAGGUUCUGCUAUUGGUAUAUUCAAGAAUGAAGACGAUGAUCUUAGCUAUAAAGGAACUAUCCAGGCUAUACUCAGAAAGGGAGAGAACGUAACACCAGAUAAAAUGAUUGUAGCAAAAGACAACAAUUCACUAAUUGUGUCAGAUCUAAACAAAAAGGACAUGAUGUACAAGAUAGAUCUGAACACAGAAAAGGUAGCAGAGUGCUGGGAUACAAAAGAUGAACUCAAAGACUUUUUCUCAUCUGCAAAGGAUGAAAGAGGGGCACCGCUCACACACGAUUUUGUAGGAGUGUCAAAGAACAGACUUUUUAAAAUUGACCCAAGGUCUGCUGGCUUAAUAGAAGGUAAGUCUUACAGUACAAACACAAAGUUUACUUCAGGAGAUUCCACCAGCAAUGGAUAUUUUGCUCUAGGAUCAGAGACAGGUGACAUUCGUAUGUAUGACUCAUUAGAUAAAAGAGCAAAAACACUCCUGCCUGGUCUAGGUGAUUCUGUCUUGGGAGUUUUUAUAUCACCAAGUGGUAAAUACAUGGUGGGUACAUGUAAGUCCUACCUUAUGCUAAUUGUAACCGAGGCUGCAGGUGUAUGUGGGUUUAAAAAGAGUCUAGGCCAGAAUAAACCAGUUCCAAAGAAAUUAAUUGUGCGGCCAGAACAUCUCCACUACUUCAAUGGAGAGGUAAACUUCACAAAUGCCAGUAUAAGUACAGAUAAAGAUGAGAAAUACGUAUAGUCAGUACUGGAGAAUGGAUACUUGUAUGGGACAUGGAAAAAGUCUUGAAAGGCCAUGUCUUCAACUAUCAAAUUAAGAGAAAUGAUUAUAAAGUUGUUUCAAAUAGUUUCAUUCCCGGAGAUAGCAACAAAAUUGUUGUUGCUAUGGAUGAUGAAAUGGCAAUGAUCAACAGACUCUCUCUUAAGAAGCCAAAGAACCCAAAUAAAUAAAUGCC